CCUACCACCAGGAAUGCCACCUGCCCCGCGUGCUCAGCGACGCCGCCUGGACCUGCCGGCAAUGUGUCUUUGCCGUGGCCACCAAGCGUGGGGGGGCCCUGAAGAAGGGGCCCUACGCCAAGGCCAUGCUGGGCAUGAAGCUGGUGCUGCCCUACCAGCUGAAGUCUCUCGACUGGGACGCCGAGCACCUGACCAACCGGCAGCAGUGCUACUGCUACUGCGGAGGCCCCGGCGAGUGGAACCUCAAAAUGCUGCAGUGUUGCCGCUGUGGGCAGUGGUUCCACGAGGCCUGCACGCAGUGUCUCAGCAAGCCCCUCCUCUACGGGGACAGGUUCUACGUCUUUGAAUGCUGCGUCUGCACUCUGGGCCCCGAGAGCGUCCGGCGCCUGGCCCUGCGCUGGGUGGACGUGGCCCACCUCAUCCUGUAUCACCUGAGCAUUUGCUGCAAGAAGAAAUAUUUCGACUUUGAGCGAGAAAUCCUGCCUUUCGCCAGCGAGAACUGGGACAGCCUCCUGCUGGGAGAGCUCUCCGAGACACCCAAAGGGGAACGGUACAACCAGCUGCUGACUGCCCUGACCAGCCACAAGGACAGAUUCAUCUCCGGGAAGGAAAUCAAGAAGCGGAAGGGGCUCUUUGGUCUGCACCUGCGAGUCCCACCCCCGGCCCCCGAGCCACCCCUCCUCUCCGAGAGCAGCUUGCUUUCAGGGCAGGGCAGCCGUGGGUCGGGGCCGCAGCCCAGGAGGGACAGGCGCCAUCGCCCGAAGGCCCCGGGGGCAGCCUUGAGCACGGAGCAGCGCAGCACCAGGGAGAGGGAGCGGCUGGCCAGGGCCCUCACUCAGGAGCUGGUGCAGAGCCCGCUCAGUCCUAACCAGAGCUACAGCGGCUACGGCGGCAGCUGCAGCACAUACAACUUCCGCCGAACUGAUGCCCGCUGCCAGGACAGCACUCCAAUUCGGAUGUUCGCCUCCUUCCAUCCCUCGGCCAACACCGCAGGGACCUUGAGCAGGGGCGGUGAGCCCCCCCUUGACCCUUGCGUGGCAGCUACCCCCGCCGCAGAGCAGCAGAGUCCGGAGCGCCCUGCCCCCGCCUUCUUGCCCUGUCCGAUGCCUCCCCUCAAACGCCGAGCCGUGCCCCCUCCCCCCGCCAUGCCCUCCGCCCUCUGCGCCCCGUCCAGCAGCAGCUACUUUGGGGCGAUGGGCCAGCUGGCACGGGGGGAGGCCGUCCGCAUCCUGGCCCGGCGCAUCGCCACAGACGGCACAGUCCAGUACCUGGUGGAGUGGGACGGGCGAGGCAUGUUCUAGGCUGCCUGCUGGCGGAGUGCGAGGCCCCUCCUGCAGCCACAAGGACCCCCCACCCCCGAUUUCCACAGAAGGAAGGGUAUCUGGGGACCCCAGGAGAGGAACCCUGGCCGGAGGACCCUGCCACCUGCGCUCCCCCCACCCCUCCUCACCAUCCCGUGGAGCGAAGCCCGAGUUCGUUUAUUUUUGUACUGUUUCUGAGUAAAGUUUUUAGGGACACCGCUGAGAGGGGCAGGGCGUGGCUCCCCUGGACGGAGGGGUCUGCCUGCCCCCCUCCCCCACUGUUGACUUCUUUCAAGAUGCCGCUGCUCCUUCCCACGUUCCCCCUCCCGUUCACAGCCAGAGGCUGAAUAAAGAGCUUCAGUGAGA
Molecule: messenger RNA, 1667 nt
Organism: Thamnophis sirtalis
Lineage: Eukaryota; Metazoa; Chordata; Lepidosauria; Squamata; Natricidae
Source: RefSeq, a predicted model, not a curated record